This is a messenger RNA of Lathyrus sativus (Indian pea), 510 nucleotides long. Lineage: Eukaryota; Viridiplantae; Streptophyta; Magnoliopsida; Fabales; Fabaceae. The record is from the annotation of a GenBank genome assembly.
AUGUUGUUGACUGUGAAGAAAGGGCCAAGAUCUUAUGAUGAAUUAAAGACAAUUGAGGGGUUCAAGCACAAUUCUUUUAGAGAAGCAUGUUUUGCAAUGGGCUUCCUAGAAGAUGACAAAGAGUUCAUUGAGGCAAUUAAAGAAGCUUAUAACUGGGGUUCUAGAGUAUUUUUGCGCAAACGUUUUGUUACAAUGUUAUUAUCAGCUUCAUUGAAUCGACCAGAACAUGUUUGGCUUUACACUUGGAUAUACUUAUCAGAUGGAAUUCUAUAUGAACAAAGACUAUUGUCACAAAAUCCAGAUUUAACUUUGUCAGAUGAAGAUAUUCAACAACUCACUUUGAUGGAAAUUGAGAAGCAGCUGCAGAAAAAUAGAAGAAGUUUGAAAGAAUUUAAGCCAAUGUCAUAUCCAAAUAAUUAUGUCCUUGACUUUCUUGGAAAUAGAUUGAUAUAUGAUGAAAGACAAUAUGAUAUCAAGGCUCAAGAAGAGAUUUACCACAAUCUAUUUUAA